UACGCCUUCAAAAACGAGCCUCCCGUUGUGUUGUGUGCCUCCGAGUCCUGCAGUCUCCGUCCCUCUCUGUCUCUCCUUCCCUCAAUCUCUCUCUCUUGGCGUUUAAAGAUAGUAGAAGAUGGCUGACGCCGAGGAUAUUCAGCCACUAGUGUGUGACAAUGGAACAGGAAUGGUUAAGGCUGGAUUUGCUGGUGAUGAUGCUCCAAGAGCUGUCUUUCCCAGCAUUGUAGGUCGUCCUCGUCACACUGGUGUUAUGGUAGGAAUGGGCCAGAAAGAUGCCUAUGUUGGUGAUGAGGCUCAGUCUAAGCGUGGUAUUUUAACUUUGAAAUAUCCUAUCGAGCAUGGUAUUGUGAGUAACUGGGAUGAUAUGGAAAAGAUAUGGCAUCACACUUUCUACAAUGAGCUUCGUGUUGCGCCAGAAGAGCACCCCGUACUCCUUACUGAGGCUCCUCUCAACCCCAAGGCCAAUCGUGAGAAGAUGACCCAAAUCAUGUUUGAGACUUUCAACACUCCUGCUAUGUAUGUUGCCAUUCAGGCUGUUCUGUCUUUGUAUGCCAGUGGUCGUACAACUGGUAUUGUGUUGGAUUCUGGUGAUGGUGUAAGCCACACUGUCCCCAUUUAUGAGGGGUAUGCCCUCCCACAUGCCAUCCUUCGUCUUGACCUUGCAGGCCGUGAUCUCACUGAUAGCUUGAUGAAGAUUCUCACAGAGCGUGGUUAUUCUUUCACAACCACAGCCGAACGAGAAAUUGUGAGGGACAUGAAGGAAAAGUUGGCCUACAUUGCUCUCGACUACGAGCAGGAGCUAGAAACCUCCAAAACCAGCUCCUCGGUUGAGAAGAGCUAUGAGUUGCCAGAUGGACAGGUUAUCACCAUUGGUGCAGAGCGUUUCCGAUGCCCAGAGGUCCUCUUCCAACCAUCCAUGAUUGGAAUGGAAGCUGCAGGCAUCCACGAGACAACAUACAAUUCCAUUAUGAAGUGUGAUGUUGAUAUCAGGAAAGACCUGUAUGGAAACAUUGUUCUUAGUGGUGGUUCAACGAUGUUCCCUGGCAUUGCUGAUAGAAUGAGCAAGGAAAUCUCUGCACUUUCCCCAAGCAGUAUGAAGAUCAAGGUGGUGGCACCACCUGAAAGGAAGUACAGUGUCUGGAUUGGGGGCUCCAUCUUGGCAUCUCUCAGCACCUUCCAGCAGAUGUGGAUUGCAAAGGCAGAGUACGAUGAGUCUGGGCCGUCAAUCGUGCAUAGGAAAUGCUUCUAAAUGCUUAGGGACGAUGAAGAAAGAGUACUGCUUUGUUUUCUUUAAAAAGUGCCACUUCCAAGCCUUUAUCCAUUCGACCUUUGUUACCAUUUUAUGUUUUUUUUUUCUCAUGUUGGAGUGAAGACUUAUGGAAGACGAGUAGUUGAUUGCCAAAAUGGUCCAAUUCUUUCAUUAUUAUUUGUUGAAUUUUUACUGUUGCAUGCCAAUUCAUAC
This is a messenger RNA of Tripterygium wilfordii, 1465 nucleotides long. RefSeq names its product actin-97-like. Lineage: Eukaryota; Viridiplantae; Streptophyta; Magnoliopsida; Celastrales; Celastraceae. The record is from RefSeq and is a predicted model, not a curated record. Bases 119 to 1252 code for a protein of 377 amino acids. The transcript has 5 exons. Gene Ontology annotation, cellular component: cytoplasm.